AUGAAUAACCAGUUGCAGUCCCAAAAGAGCGACUUGCAAAAUGCCAAUGUUGUUCUUUCCGAUUUGACGAUUAGAAAUCAACUCAUCGAUGUCUCUUUAAAAGAGCUUCAAAAUUCUACAAAUGAAGUAGUUUGGGAAAGUUGUGGAAAGGCUUUUAUGAAAGUUGGUUCCAAGCAAUAUACAACAAAACUCGAAAGCGAAAAGAAAGAUAAUUCCAAUCUAAUUAAUGAUGUGAAUAAGAAGAAAAAUUACUUAGAAACUUCUAUCAACAAUACAGUGGAUAAUAUGAAUAAGGUCCUCGAUAGGAUUGAGCAGGCACAUCAAGCUUCCGCCUAA
Messenger RNA from Brettanomyces bruxellensis, 336 nucleotides. RefSeq lists its product as uncharacterized. Gene Ontology annotation, biological process: protein folding. Lineage: Eukaryota; Fungi; Ascomycota; Pichiomycetes; Pichiales; Pichiaceae. The record is from RefSeq and is a predicted model, not a curated record. Gene Ontology annotation, cellular component: prefoldin complex. The coding region runs from base 1 to 336 and encodes 111 amino acids. The transcript has a single exon.